ACUCAGUGAAAUAAAACGUCUGCCUGGCCGUCGUGACGUCAGCGCACUUCCUGUCUCCACCCGCUGGCAGCCAUGAUGCAGGAAGGGCUGGACGACGGACCCGACUUCCUCUCCGAAGAGGACCGGGGACCGCGGGCGGUGAACGUGGAUCUGCAGACGGACGCCACGCUGCAGGUCGACAUCUCUGACGCUCUGAGUGAGAGAGACAAGGUCAAGUUCACCGUCCACACCAAGAGCACGCUCCCUAACUUUAAGCAGAACGAGUUCUCGGUGGUCCGACAGCACGAAGAGUUCAUCUGGCUGCACGACUCGUUCGUCGAGAACGAAGACUACGCAGGAUACAUCAUCCCCCCCGCCCCCCCCAGACCAGACUUUGAUGCGUCCAGAGAGAAGCUGCAGAAGCUGGGGGAGGGAGAAGGAUCCAUGACGAAGGAGGAGUUCACCAAGAUGAAGCAGGAGCUGGAGGCAGAGUACCUGGCCAUCUUUAAGAAGACCGUCGCCAUGCACGAGGUCUUCCUGUGUCGUGUGGCGGCUCAUCCUGUCCUCAGGAAAGACCUCAACUUCCACGUCUUCCUGGAGUACAACCAGGACCUGAGUGUACGAGGGAAGAACAAGAAGGAGAAGCUGGAGGACUUCUUUAAGAACGUGGUGAAGUCGGCCGACGGCGUCCUGGUGGCCGGAGUCAAGGACGUGGACGACUUCUUUGAGCACGAGAAGACGUUUCUGUUAGAAUAUCACAACAGAGUGAAAGAUGCUUCGGCCAAAUCUGACAGAAUGAUCCGCUCGCACAAAAACGCUGCAGACGACAUCAACAGAAUCGCCUCGUCUCUCUACACGUUAGGAACGCAGGACUCCACAGACGUCUGCAAGUUCUUCCUGAAAGUGUCGGAGCUGUUUGAGAAAACGAGGAAGAUUGAAGCUCGAGUUGCAGCAGACGAAGACCUGAAGCUGGCCGACCUGCUGAAAUAUUACCUGAGGGAGUCCCAGGCUGCAAAGGACCUGCUGUACCGGAGGAGCCGGGCUCUGGUGGACUACGAGAACGCUAACAAGGCUCUGGAUAAAGCUCGAGCCAAAAACAGAGACGUCCUGCAGGCCGAGACCAGCCAGCAGCUCUGCUGCCACAAGUUUGAGAAGAUCUCCGAGUCCGCCAAGCAAGAGCUCAUAGACUUCAAGACGAGACGAGUGGCAGCUUUCAGGAAGAACCUGGUGGAGCUGGCAGAGCUGGAGCUCAAACACGCCAAGGGGAACCUGCAGCUGCUGCAGAGCUGUCUGGGCGUCCUGAAAGGUAACACUUAACUGUGUGACCUGCCUACAUCACGCCGGACACGCCCCUUCGUCUCAGCCCCGCCCACAUUUACCUGGACACGCCCACCAUGGGCGGAGCCUGGGCGGACGGACGAACAACACUGAGAACUCUGGACCAGAGAGAGAGAACAGAGGGUUAAAACAGACAGGAAGUCGUCUUCAUCACUAACCAGACACCGUCCUCUUCAUCUUCUUCUUCCUCCUCUUCCUCCUAACCCUCUCCCCCUCUCUCCAGCAGCAUGUGUACUGGUUCUACUGGGCCAGCAUCAGUCCUGAAGCACCUGUACUGGUUCUGGUCCAGCAGAACCGGUGUGGUCAGUUUGGAUCUCAGCCUCUUUUUCUCCUGAGUGAUUUUCAUAUGAAACUCUUCGUUAUCACAACAGAACACAAGACACCAAAUGUUUUAGGUUUUGUCACCAUUUCAGAUUCAUCUUAAACAAAUCGAUCAAACUUCAGCAGCCAGCGGUUUCUGCUGGACCCGAGCAGCCCGGCUCCAGGGCCACGAGGCGAGUCUCCGUUCAGAUGCUGUCGACAGUAAAUACAAACGGGUCAGAUCAGCCAGAUCACGAGCGACCGAUUGUAGCUCUGAAGAGACGUCGAAGCUGCUGUCGGAUCAGUGCUAGCAGAUACUCCCAGACCUCGUUUACAUCCUUCGUUUCGAAAUCCAAAUAAAAUCCAGAUGACUAAUCAGGGUCGGCCCUCCUGCGGUCCAGAAGGCGGUUUGGAAACUGACAGAAACACCAGAAGAAGAACUUUAGUUUCAACAGUAACAGUUUAGCUAGCGUUAGCUAACAGCUAUCCAUAAGCUAACACAAACACACAGACGUAAUAAAUUUAUGAAGUACGAGCGAGACAAAAGCUUCAGCGUCUCACCGCACAGAUCAUUCGGUGGUUGCACUGAUCAGGGAUUUGUUUUCUCUCCGGCGUCAGGGAGGAUCACAUUAUCUCACAUUUACAGCUUUUCAGCAUCGGUUUUCUGAGCCGCGACUCGCACCAAGUGAUUCCGUGUAGAUGAGAUCCGGUCUCUCUGGGAUUAGUGCACCAGACCCAGGUAUGUCGACACCAGCGGAGGUUUGACUGAACCCACCUGGUUCGGGCCCCGCAAGUCAGAUCCAGACCCCCUGAAUCAGAAUAGAAACAUAUGAACGUCACUCAGAGGAGGUGGUGCUGAUCCUGCAGGAACUGGUCCCAGUAUGUCUCUGCUGCUCCACCCGGCAACAGCCUCCAUCUUACCAAGAGUCAUAAAAGUCUUUUUUUUUUCUUAGAGAAAUGAGAAAAUCUCAGCCUAUUUCAAUUUUAAAAUCUGCGGCGCUCAUUGCAUUCACCAAAUAAACAAACUGGGGGCUUUAUGUCUUAGUUAUUCUUAUAUCUCCUUGUUAUUCUUAUAUCUCCUUGUUAUUCUUAUAUCUCUGAGUUAUUCUUAUAUCUCUGAGUUAUUCUUAUAUCUCUGAGUUAUUCUUAUAUCUCCUUGUUAUUCUUAUAUCUCUGAGUUAUUCUUAUAUCUCUGUUAUUCUUAUAUCUCCUGUUAUUCUUAUAUCUCCUGUUAUUCUUAUAUCUCCUUGUUAUUCUUAUAUCUCUGAGUUAUUCUUAUAUCUCUGAGUUAUUCUUAUAUCUCUGUUAUUCUUAUAUCUCUUAGUAAUUCUUAUAUCUCUUAGUUAUUCUUAUAUCUCUUAGUUAUGAGAGAACUCUUCUCGUCAUUAUGAGAUUGUAAGUCAUAAAUAAGAGCUACAGUCUGUAAUUUGUCUUAUUUGGUGAAUCCGACGAGCUUUAGUAAAAAUAAACUUGCUUCAAGAAUUUUCUAGAAUUAUUGUCGUGUUUCUUGAUUUUACUGCAUCGAUCUUGUUUCAUGUUCAUUUGUAAGACUGAGAUUUCCUUCUCCGAAAUCGGCGGCUGAGGAAACGACCUCGGUCUGUUCAGUCGCUGUUACGUGAAGUUCGAUUUGUAAUAUUCUGUCACUUGUUUUAGGAAAAUGAGACUUUCAGGACUCGAACAGACAUGAAUGUUUCACAGUUUUGUUGCUUCAGCCGUCAGCGUGUCUCUGUCCUCAUCUUCCCCUUCUGCUCUCUGUCGUCUUACUUUGGCGGUGUGUGUGAGGUGGACUUCCUGUGCUGCUGUGAGGCGUUUUGAGUCCAGCUCUCGGUUCCUGUUCUCAUUAAAGUGUAAUGUCACUAAAUAAAAAAAGCCUUGUAUAUGUUUGUAUUAGUUAACUAAUGAAGGCUCAUCAUCGUCAUCGUCACUAACUGUAGCUUGUUUUUCUUGAAUCGGAUGUUUUCUGUCGCUGAGGGCGGAGCUUCAGUCUGAUCAGCGCCGCCAGUCGCUCCGUUUCAUUUAUUGUAAAAGUAAAAAAAUCACAAUGAAAAUGUUUUUGUUCCCGUUCUUAAAGUCACUGUAUACGAAUGUUUUUUCACUCUUAUGUGACCAAAGCUUCCAUGACUGAUUCAAGAUGGAGAAAUAAAAUGAAAAGAAGAAUAAAAGAGAUGAUUAUGAAAUUCA
Molecule: messenger RNA, 3798 nt
Organism: Siniperca chuatsi (mandarin fish)
Lineage: Eukaryota; Metazoa; Chordata; Actinopteri; Centrarchiformes; Sinipercidae
Gene: snx6
Product: sorting nexin 6
Exons: 14
Coding region: 73-1296 (407 amino acids)
Cellular component (GO): endosome
Molecular function (GO): phosphatidylinositol binding
Source: RefSeq, a predicted model, not a curated record